UAAAUCAGGCCUCCAGCUCCACCAUCUGCAAAGUUCGCCCUAUUCGGAACACGACGGAAGCUUGGCACGUCAGCGUUGACUUCAUCGUUAGGAUGUGUUGACAAAUGUAUAUUCGGGAUUUAGUGAAAAAAUAAGUUCUAUCUUCGCAAGGUCUCUAUUCUCUUGUUGUUCUCUCUUCCUCUCUGCGGGUAAUUGCUACCAUCAAUCGCUCUUUUCGACAACUUCUCCAGCAUCACAACACACCCAAUCUUGCCGCCAGCGACACUAUCCAGAACACGUUUCCAUCAACAUGCCAUUCGAAAUAGCCCGAGAGUGGUCGUCGUAUCAUCUGAUACCCCAAUCAGUCGAUGUCGCCCUGAAUCCACCUGAAUCCUACUUCUUCAUAACCGACUUCCUGAUCAUAGCCUGCGGCAUACUCUACACGCUCUGCUAUAUUUUCUACACCAUCCGAACCUACUCGGACCGCUACCUAGCUGGGACUGUACAGUUUCUUUCCGCGACUAUGGCGUAUGAGAUUUACUACGCGUAUAUCUGCACCAGCACGACUUUCCAGAGAGCUUGCUUCUUUGUGUGGUUCUUGUUCGAUAUUACAUUCGUCACUGUCGCGCUCAAGUAUGCAUACAAGCCUGAGGAGAGAAUGAGGACGAUUGUGAAGUUGUUGUGGCAGGUGCCUGCUUGGAUGGCCUUUUUGUGGUGGGUUGGGACGGUGUGGCCGGAUGAGAGGGAGCAGAAGACAGCGUUUUUCACGGGGUUGUAUCUGGAGUUGCCGAUUGGCUGGGGACAGAUUUUGUAUUUGGUUCAGCGACAGGACACCAAAGGGCAGAGUCUGGAGGUUUGGCUUACGAGAUACCUUGGGUGCAUUACGGCGUUUCUGGUGUUCAUAUGGAGAUAUGUCAACGUACCGCAAAACUGGUCUUAUGUCGGAAACUGGUGGAGUAUUGGUGGCAUGAUCGUCACGCUGCUGCCAGAGACAGUGUAUCCGUUCUUCUACGUUUGGGCGCACCGGAAAGAGAGAGAGAAUGCGAACAGAAAGAAUGCUUGAUGCUGAAGAGACGGAACCUGUCGAUAAAAGAGGGAAUUGCGAAGAUGCAACUGUACGGGAAUCCGUUUAUCAGCCUUGUCCAA
This is a messenger RNA of Alternaria rosae, 1125 nucleotides long. RefSeq lists its product as uncharacterized. NCBI's taxonomy places the organism in Eukaryota, Fungi, Ascomycota, Dothideomycetes, Pleosporales, Pleosporaceae. The record is from RefSeq and is a predicted model, not a curated record. The transcript has 2 exons. Gene Ontology annotation, molecular function: lyase activity. Bases 290 to 1042 code for a protein of 250 amino acids.